AUGGCAGAUGACGACGGUGACUUUCUCCUCCUAUCAUCGGGUGCAUGGUAGCGCCGCUUUGCGUGGUAGAAAUAAAUGCAGUCAUUCACCUUAUCUAUACAUUUCUGGAAAAUGUAACGGAAUUGUACUUAGCUGGCGAAGUACAAUAAAACCGUAAGGCUAGCUGGCUAAUUUGUUUACACAACAGGUUCGGAUAUGACGGCAAUGCGUAUUCCAUUAGAAUCCUUGAGGGGGGAAGAUAAGGCGAUGGAACUUUCAGAUUUUAGACAUAGCAGGCGUCACCAGGCCACCUUUAGAUAGUAGCUAGCUGAUAUAGUUAUGCAACCCCUCGCAUUAAUUUACAGAAAAUAAUAAGCAUUUUUUUGUUGCAUUCAAACAUCUCACAAAUCAUUGACCAUAUAUGUAUGACCUUACUCAAAUCCAAAUACUGGAAUCAACCAUAACCCAGAUAAUGAUGACAUGGCAUUUAAUUAGUCAUCCAGCCCCCCUCAUUUUGACAUACAGACGGCUUAUCGCAUGUCAGACCAUGGCUACUUGGUGCUGAUUUCAAUGCCAAAAGCCAUUCGCUUACAUCUACCAUGAGCAAUUACAUAAUAGGCUUUGGAACCCCAUUCCAUAUGACUUUGCCGCUACCAAGGUUGCAAGGAUAUUGAAUUGACAUUCUUCGUUACAGCUAUUAUUAAGCUGUAUCUCUGACCUCAUUGCAGAUGAGGAAGAGGAGAUGUCAGAGAGCGAGGCCCCGAAGGUGAAGAAAAAGAAGAAGGCCAAAAGGAGCCGGGAGAGCAAAAGCAGCAAGAGGCGUAACUCUCGCAGAGAGGUAGGCUACUGUGAUAUGACCACGUCUCUAUCAUAUCUGUACGUUCUUGGGAUGCACCAUGUCCUGUUUGUCUACCUCUCGGUGGGGGACACACGCCACCUGUCGGAAGACAAUGUGCGUACGUCAUAACCCCCCUGUGUCCCCUCCAGGAUGUGCCUAUGAGCUCCCCCGAGCCCAUGGAGACCCCCGAGGUGGACAGGGACGAGGAGCGAGCGGUGCCCCACUCGGACAGCGAGGGCAGCGACUACAACCCGGGGAAGAAGAAGAAGAAGAACAGGGGGAGCAUCUCCAAGGAGAAGAAGAGGAGCAGCACCAGCACUGACAGAAACGGUGGAGGAAAGGACAAGAGGAAGGACCCUGAACCUGAGGAAGAGGAGGAUGAGGACGAUGAUGACGAUAGCUCGGUGAGAGUUUAGUUUGAGGAUGGAGAGAGUUGUGGAGGUGGGGAGAUGCCAUUAAAGUUGACCAAAUAAUAUUUCAUGGUGUUAAUUGAAUUAGUAGCUCCAUAGAAAGUGAUUGAAAAAGCUACCUAUAAUCUCUAGCUGUAGAUAAGUUGACAAUACUACCAUGCUGAGAGUUGACUACCACUAGGGUGCCUGGUAGCGGUAAGUGCAUUUAUGCAAGGACAUACUGUCACCAUGGCAACACAGAACUACCUGCCAUUGAAACUUUGUCAAGGCAAACAUUUGCCACAUGGUAUAACUGCAUGCGGUUUAAAAUAACCGAUGGUCCCCAAUGGUGGCAGGAAAGUGCUUUGUCCAAAGUCGUGCAAUAGUUAACAAAGACCUAGUAGUUAUUGAACACAAUCCCACCACAAUAGGCCAGUCAGUAAGGAAAAGACAGGAAAAUAACCACUUUUAAGCGAACUUUCAUGUUGAAUUGUCUCAUCUAGGAGCCUAAGACGUCAUCUCAGCUCCUGGAUGACUGGGGAAUGGAGGACAUUGACCACAUCUUCAGCGAAGAGGACUACCGCUCCCUCACCAACUAUAAGGCCUUCAGCCAAUAUGUCAGGUAACGAGAUUGUCCUUAUCAAUGCUUGCUGCAUGAAUUGUAUUUUAAGCAUCUCUUUCUUACCCCCAUUCAUUUGCUGUUCAACUUUUUGCUCUCAAACAUUUAGUCUCCUUUCUUCCCCUGAUCUCGUCUACUGUUUCACUCCUUUAUUUUUGUCCUCAUUACUCACCAUCCACCCCAUCUCUCCCUCAGACCCCUCAUCGCGGCCAAGAACCCCAAGAUCGCCGUGUCCAAGAUGAUGAUGGUACUGGGCGCCAAGUGGCGUGAGUUCAGCACCAACAACCCCCUGAGAGGCUCCGCCGCGGCCAACGCCGCCCUGGCCGCGGCCAACGUGUCUGCCGCCGUGGAGAGCAUGGUGGCGGAGGUCGCUCCCGCCCCGGUCGCCGAGCCCCAGCCACCAGUCGCCCCGCCUCUGAAAAAGGCCAAGACCAAAGAGGGCAAAGGUCCUAAUGCUCGUAAGAAAUCCAAGCCGACCCCCAAGCCUGCAGAGAAGAAGAAGGUGGCUACAAAGAAGGUAGCUCCACUCAAGAUCAAGCUAGGAGGCUUCAACAGCAAGAGGAAACGCUCCUCGGUAAGUGCUUUCACUUUCUUUUCCUCUCCUUCCUUUUCCUUUGUCACCUCACUCUAUGUACCUCUCCCCCAUUUGCAACCAUUUCCUCCUCUGAUUUUCUCUCCCCCCUUGCACCUGUUUAGGGGAAAUUGAUACUGUUAUAUAUCAGGAUAUUAUUUUUGGCGAUGUAUCGUUUUGACAAUAUCGCAAUAUUAUUUUUGCACUAGUUGGCUGUACCUGCACCAAAACUACUGUAUUUUUCCUUCAAAGCUUGUUCUCCAUCUUCUUUUUAAAUAAGGAGCCACUUUGUUUUCAUCACUUAUUUUGUAUAAUUUCAUUUACACAACAUGCCUACCGCUUUGAAGAUGAAAAAUAUGUUUUAAGACAAAAAAACAGAACUUGAGCUUGUAUAACUAUUCACCCUCCCAAAGUCAAUACUUUGUAGAGCCACCUUUUGCAGCAAUUACAGCUGCAAGUCUCUUGGGGUAUGUCUCUAUAAGCUUGGCACAUCUAGCCACUGGGAUUUUUGCCCCUUCUUCAAGGCAAAACUGCUCCAGCUCCUUCAAGUUGGAUGGGUUCCGCUGGUGUACAGCAAUCUUUAAGUCAUACCACAGCUUCUCAAUUGGAUUGAGGUCUGGGCUUUGACUAGGCCAUUCCAAGAUAUUUAAAUGUUUCCCUUAAACCACUCAAGUGUUGCUUUAGCAGUAUGCUUAGGGUCAUUGUCCUGCUGGAAGGUGAACCUCCGUCCCAGUCUCAAAUCUCUGGAAGACUGAAACAGGUUUCCCUCAAGAAUUUUCCUGUAUUUAGCGCCAUCCAUCAUUCCUUAAAUUCUGACCAGUUUCCCAGUCCCUGUCGUUGGGAAAAACAUCCCCACAGCAUGAUGCUGUCACCACCAUGCUUCACUGUGGGGAUGAGAGGUGUUGGGUUUGCGCCAGACAUAGCGUUUUCCUUGAUGGCCAAAAAGCUCAAUUCUAGUCUCAUCUGACCAGAGUACCUUCUUUCAUAUGUUUGGGGUGUCUCCCACAUGGCUUUUGGCAAACACCAAAUGUGUUUGCUUAUUUUUUUUCUGGCCACUCUUCCGUAAAGCCCAGCUCUGGAGUGUACGGCUUAAAGUGGUCCUAUGGACAGAUACUCUAAUCUCCGCUGUGGAGCUUUGCAGCUCCUUCAGGGUUAUCUUUGGUCUCUUUGUUGCCUCUGAUUAAUGCCCUCCUUGCCUGGUCCGUGAGUUUUGGUGGGCGGCCCUCUCUUGGCAGGUUUGUUGUGGUGCCAUAUUCUUCCAUUUUUUAAUAAUGGAUUUAAUGGUGCUCCGUGGGAUGUUAAAAGUUUCUGAUAUUUUUUUAUAACCCAACCCUGAUCGGUACUUCUCCACAACUUUGUCCCUGACCUGUUUGGAGAGCUCCUUGGUCUUCAUGGUGCCCCUUGCUUAGUGGUGUUGCAGACUCUGGGGCCUUUCAGAACAGGUGUUUAUAUACUGAGAUCAUGUGACACUUAGAUUGCACACAGGUGGACUUUAUUUAACUAAUUAUGUGACUUCUGAAGGUAAUUGGUUGCACCAAAUCUUAUUUAGGGUUUAUAGCAAAGGGGGUGAAUACAUAUGCACGCACCACUUUUCCGGUAUUAAUUUUUUAGAAUUUUUGGAAACAAGUAACUUUUUUAAUUUCACUUCACCAAUUUGGACUAUAAUGUGUAUGCCCAUUACAUGAAAUCCAAAUAAAAAUCCAUUUAAAUUACAGGUUGUAAUGCAACAAAAUAGGAAAAAACGCCAAGGGGAUGAAUACUUUUGCAAGGCACUGUAUGUUGUGAGCAAUAUGUUUGGAACAUCGAAUUGCAAUAAAAUCACAGCAUCGAAUCGCAAUGCAUAUAGAGUGGUAAUACAUAUCGUAUCGGGAUGGAAGUAUUGUGAUACUACCGUAUCGUGAGGUCCCUGUUAAUUCCCAGCCCUACUGUUUAGUCACCUCUUUCUCGCUCACUUUGACUUUGUUGAUGAUGACAAGAUGUAUAUUUGUUUUUGUCAUUUGGCAUAGAGGCCUUCAACCUAGACAUUUCUCAUGAAAAUAAAGUUCCUAACCCUUCUCUCGCUCUCUCUCUCUCUGGUUGUUCCUAUCAGAGUGAAGAGGAUGAGCCUGACGUGGAGAGUGACUUUGACGACGCCAGCAUGAACAGCGUGUCCGUGUCAGACGGCUCCAACAGCCGCAGCAGCCGCUCCAAGAAGCCCAAGAGCAAGCCCAAGAAGAAGAAGGGUCUGUACUCUGCAGGUGUGUGUCUCUCUCUUCCAUGGCUAUGAUCAACAGUUCUGGAAAAAAUUAAGAGACCACUGCAAAAUUAUCAGUUUCUCUGGUUUUACUAUUUAUAGGUAUGUGUUUGGGUAAAAUUGUACAUUUUUGUUUUAUUCUAUAAACUACUGACAACAUUUGUCCCAAAUUCCAAAUAAAAAUAUUGUCAUUUAGAGCAUUUAUUUGCAGAAAAUGACAAUUGGUCAAAAUAACAACAAAGAUGCAGUGUUGUCAGACCUCGAAUAAUGCAAAGAAAAUAAGUUCAUGUUCAUUUUUAAACAACAUAAUACUAAUGUUUUAACUUAGGAAGAGUUCAGAAAUCAAUAUUUGGUGGAAUAACCUGCUUUUCAAUCACAGCUUUCAUGUGUCUUGGCAUGCUCUCCACCAGUCUUUCACAUUGAUGUUGGGUGACUUUAUGCCACUCCUGGCGCAAAAAUUGAAGCAGCUCGGCUUUGUUUGAUGGCUUGUGACCAUCCAUCUUCCUCUUGAUCACAUUCCAGAAGUUUUCAAUGGGGUUCAGGUCUGGAGAUUGGGCUGGCCAUGACAGGGUCUUGAUCUGGUGGUCCUCCAUCCACACCUUGAUUGACCUGGCUGUGUGGCAUGGUGCAUUGUCCUGCUGGAAAAACCAAUCCUCAGAGUUGGGGAACAAUGUCAGAGCCAAUGGAAGCACAUUUUCUUCCAGGACAACCUUGUAUGUGGCUUGAUUCAUGUGUCCUUCACAAAGACAAAUCUGCCCGAUUCCAGCCUUGCUAAAGCACGCCCAGAUCAUCACCGAUCCUCCACCAAAUUUCACAGUGGGUGCGAGACACUGGCUUGUAGGCCUCUCCAGGUCUCCGUCUAACCAUUAGACGACCAGGUGUUGGGGAAGCUGAAAAUUGGACUCAUCAGAGAAGAUGACCUUACUCCUCUACGGUCCAAUCCUUAUGGUCUUUUGCAAACCUCAGCCUGGCUCUUCUUUGCUUCUCAUUGAUGAAGGGCUUUUUUCGAGCUUUGCACGACUUCAGUCCUGUCCCUAGGAGCCUGUUUCGAACCGUCCUCGCCGUGCACUUCACCCCAGCUGCCGUUUGCCAUUCUUUUUGUAGGUUACUUGAUGUCAUCCUACGGUUGUUGAGUGACAUUCGAAUGAGUUGGUGGUCAGUAGAGAGUUGUUUUUUCGCCCUCUGCCGGUCUGUAGCUUUGUUGUCCCCAAUAUCUGCUGCUUGACCUUGUUCUUAUGAACCGCCGUCUUUGACAUUUUAAGGAUGGAAGCAACCUGACGCUCACUGUAUCCCUCUGUCAGUAAAGCCAGAAUUGAACCCUUCUUUUCCUCACUCAAAACUUUAUUUUUCAACUCUUUUGGCAUGGUCAAUAGUUAUUUUUUGAUUAAUAUUACAUUAGAGGUACUAUUAGCACUGUUUUUGCCAUCCAGCUGGUCCUAUUGCAAGAGGAUAGUGAUGACCACAGCAGUGGUUUUUAUACUUUCCCUCGUUAAACAAGAUUUGGUUCAGGUGAUCACCUAAUCAGUACCUAAUUCUGUAGAAUGAGGUGUGCCUGUGUUGGAAAUCAACAGACACUGGAAUGGAAUGGCUGUCAUACAUGUAGAGAUGCUGAUUUAAGAAACAUUUGCAGUGGUCUCUUAAUUUUUUCCAGAGCUGUAUAUCUCAACCCCAAGAAGUUGUGUGUAUGUAUAUCAUCCAUGGCUGUGAUGCAGUAUGUCUCAAACCCAAUAAAAAGUGGUCUUGCGUUGCUAGACUCUACAGCUGUAGUUUGGACGUGUAUGCAUGUCCAAUCUUAUGAGUCACUAGAAGAUUAUACGUUUUCAGUAGGGCAGCAUCCAGCGUCUAUUUCCUUUAAAUAGUUUGUCACACCUUUUGGCGCAUUCAGCAGACAAUCUUUUCCGUCAGAGCAUCGAUACAUAUUGCCCAGAAGUUUGAAAUGCUUCCUAGAUGCAAUUGCAUAUGACGUACUCCACCUACACAGCAAAAGGGAGAGACAAAAAACGAUGUGCAUUCCAUAAUGUUUCAUUCUACAGCACUUUUUUAAAUGGUUAGUUUCGGCCGAACACUCUGAUUGAUUAAAAUGUGCGUUCCUGCUAUGGAUUCCUCACAGUAUGUAACCGCUAAAGUGUUAUAGCCUGCACUGUUGGAGCUAGGAACACAAGCAUUUCGCUACACUCACAAUAACAGAUGCUAAAUAUGUGUAUGUGACCAAUAAAAUUUGAUUUGAUUACUGGUAUUUCAUUAUGGUGCUCGUCAAACAACAACAACAACAACAACAAUAAUGUUGAAAGGGCAUUCUUUUUUUGGUGGAGUUUUGUUCAGGAAGUACCGUAUCUAGUUUGAUUUGCUCUCACCCACUUCUCUCCUCCUAUUCCUUCUCUCCAGUUGAGGAGGAUGGUGACGGCUAUGAGACUGACCACCAGGACUACUGUGAGGUGUGCCAGCAGGGAGGGGAGAUCAUUCUGUGCGACACCUGUCCCAGGGCCUACCACAUGGUGUGUCUGGACCCUGACAUGGAGAACGCCCCAGAGGGCACCUGGAGCUGCCCACACUGCGUGAGUGACACCUUCCUCAGCCAAUGAAUGGUUCUGUGGAGUAAGUGACAGGGCAAUAUGCUACUGGUCAGCCAAUGAUCAAUUGGAGUUUGGUCGAGGGUAACGAGGAGCUAUUCAUAUUGACAACCAUUAGUCAAUGAUCAUAAACCACUAGCUUGUAGUAAUGUGGUAUAUGCUGGUACUAUUUCCUUUCAAAUUGCUCCAGUGCAUAACCAUCUUCGCUCCCCUACCAGUCAAACAGUUAACCCUUUCCCGUUGCUCUACUACCAUUCACAUUAACCCCUUCCCUCUCCCAUCCACAGGAGAAGGAGGGCAAACAGUGGGAGGCGCGGGAGGAGGGCUCAGAAGAAGAGGAGGAGGAGGAGGUGGAGGCCGAGCCAGAGGAGGACGACCACCACAUGGAGUUCUGCAGGGUGUGUAAGGAUGGUGGCGAGCUGCUCUGCUGCGACUCCUGUCCCUCCUCCUACCACAUACACUGUCUCAACCCGCCCCUGCCUGAGAUCCCCAACGGAGAGUGGAUCUGCCCCCGCUGCACUGUGAGUGAACUAUGAGUAAAUCAAUGGGGUGGGACCCGGAGGGUCAUUGACACGGGGCACAGCCAGUUACACAGGGUAAAGUGAAUUCUACCUCCCAAAUUGUAACCUAUCCCCUACCCCCUUGGGUUGUGUAUGGGAAAACAAAAAUACUAAAUGAUUAAACACAAUGUAACAUUACCUAGCUUAUCUGUAGAUAAGGAGUUUUCACCAUGUCAUUAUGAUCAGUUGAGUGGUUUUUAAGACGUUUGUGACCUAUUCAUUGACACUUUCCUCUCCUCCUCAGUGUCCACCCAUGAAGGGCAAGGUGCAGAAGAUUCUGACGUGGCGCUGGGGCGACCCCCCUCCGCCCACGCCCAUCCCCCGCCCCCCAGACCUCCUGGCUGACCAGCCCGACCCCACCCCUCUUGCUGGGCGCCCUGAGAGGGAGUUCUUCGCCAAGUGGAGCAACAUGUCCUACUGGCACUGCUCCUGGGUGUCUGAGCUGCAGGUAUGUACACAAAGACUUACGCUUGGCCACUACGUUAGAGGAAAUGGCACUCGUAAACACCUACUCUCAGUUGAGUUGUUGCACAUCUAAUUUUUGCUUCUCAGGCGCACACACACACACAGAAACAGACAUUCAAACAGACACUCUUCUUUCUCGCUGAAAUGGAUUAGAGAAGAGAAUGUUGCGCCAACGUUCGAGAACACACACACAUCCCUCUCUCACCCACCCUUUCCCUGUCUCCAGUUGGAGCUGCAUUGUCAGGUGAUGUUCAGGAACUACCAGAGGAAGAACGACAUGGACGAGCCUCCUUCAAUAGACUUCGGCGAGGGCGAUGAGGAAAAGAGCACCAAGAGGAAGGCCAAGGACCCACUCUACGCCAAGAUGGAGGAGAAGUACUACCGCUUCGGCAUCAAGAUUGCCUGGAUGAUGAUCCACCGCAUCCUCAACCACAGGUCAGACUAGACUCAAGGACUGGCUCCUAAAUGUGAUUCAAAUGCAUUUUAGUCUCAUUGAGAGUUAACAUUUCCAAAAUAGAAGCAGAUUUUUAGUUGCAAGGCCAGACACCUAGUCGUACACUUUGUAAAAAGAGUGUCUAAUCAGGAUUUUGCCUUCAAUGGAAAGGAGAACUCCUGCACACUUGAUUAACUCUGCAUGUUUUGUUUGUCAGGUAAAGGUUUUAUUCUCAUGGUGCAAAUGUGCCAUUGGUCAAAGCAAUAAUUUAAACCAAUCAGUCAACUGCUCGUCGAACAUCUCAUUCCAAAAUCAUGGGCAUUAAUAUGGAGUUGGUCCCCCCUUUGCUACUAUAACAGCCUCCACUCUUCUGGGAAGGCUUUCCACUUGAUGUUGGAACAUUGCUGCGGGGACUUGCUUCCAUUCAGCCACGAGCAUUAGUGAGGUCAGGCACUGAUGUUGGGCGAUUAGGCCUGGCUUGCAGUCGUCGUUCCAAUUCAUCCCAAAGGUGUUUGAUGGGGUUGAGGUCAGGGCUCUGUGCAGGCCAGUCAAGUUCUUCCACACCGAUCUCGACAAACCAUUUCUGUAUGGACCUCGCUUUGUGCACGGUGGCAUUGUCUUGCUGAAACAGGAAAGGACCUUCCACAAACUGUUGCCACAAAGUUGGAAGCACAGUAUCGUCUAGAAUGUCAUUGUAUGCUGUAGCGUUAAGAUUUCCCUUCACUGGAACUAAGGAGCCUGAACCAUGAAAAACAGCCCCAGACCAUUAUUCCUCCUCCAGAGAACGUGUUUCCACUGCUCCAGAGCCCAACGGCAGCGAGCUUUACACCACUCCAGCCGACGCUUGGCAUUGCGCAGGGUGAUCAUAGGCUUGUGUGCGGCUGCUCGGCCAUGGAAACCCAUUUCAUGAAGCUCCCGAUGAACAGUUAUUGUGCUGACGUUGCUUCCAGAGGCAGUUUGAAACUCUGUAGUAAGUGUUACGCUUCAGCACUCGGCGGUCCCGUUCUGUGAGCUUGUGGCCUACCACUUCGCGGCUGAGCCGUUGUUACUCCUAGACGUUUCCACUUCACAAUAACAGCACUUACAAUUGACCGGGGCAGCUCUAGCAGGGCAGAAAUUUGACAAACUGACUUGUUGGAAAGGUGGCAUCCUAAGACAGUGCCACGUUGAAAGUCACUGACCUUUUCAGUAAGGCCAUUCUACUGCCAAUGUUUGUCUAUGGAGAUUGCAUGGCUGUCUGCUCAAUUUUAUACACCUGUCAGCAACGGGUGUGGCGGAAAUAGCCGAAUCCACUAAUUUGAAGGGGUGUCCACAUACUUUUGUGUAUAUAUAAUAUACCUACCGGAUUUAAUUGGCAAAGUUGCAAACCAAGUUUUGUCUGUUUGUGAGCUGCAGUCAGGACAAGAAGAACAACGUCCACUACCUCAUCAAGUGGAAAGACCUGGCCUACGACCAGGCCACCUGGGAGGCCGAGGACAUGGACAUCCCAGAGUUUGACGUCUUCAGACAGCAGUACUGGAACCACAGGUGACUAAUGCAUUAUUGCCACCUUCUCUACAGUGCGUAGGUGGAAUGGAGAAGGAGUUUCUUCUUUCUCCCCUUGUCUGUUUCCGAGGGUAACACUAUUCUCUCUCGUCUGUUUCAGGGAGCUGAUGAUGGGCGACGAGGGUAAACCAGGGAAGAAGAUCAAGGUGAAAGGCAAGACGAAGAGGCUGGACCGGCCUCCUGAGAACCCUGUCGUGGACGUAAGUGGAGUUGUAACUUUUAUCGGAGAUAUGGUUUCUCGUGAUUUAUCAGGUAUUCUUGAUCAUCAUAAAUUGUUCAGUAUCUUACUGUUAAAAUGGCCUUUUAGCCUCUCCUUUUCUGCGGCUUUGUUGUUCCAAUCACAUGAUAAAUCCCUAAUGGGGCGUAUUUACUGCUUAGUAGUGUGUCUUGACUUCAACAGUAACUCACUGUUCUUCUCCACCCCCACCCCCCCUCUUAAGCCCACCAUCAAGUUUGAGCGUCAGCCUGACUACCUGGACAGUACAGGGGGCAACCUGCACCCCUACCAGCUGGAGGGUCUCAACUGGCUGCGUUUCUCCUGGGCACAGGGCACAGACACUAUCCUGGCUGACGAGAUGGGACUGGGCAAGACUGUGCAGACUGCCGUGUUCCUCUACUCACUCUACAAAGAGGUAUGUGUGUGUAGGAGAAUGAGAGUGAAAGUGGGUCUUUCUAUUUACUAGGGUACCAGUGAGGAUUUCCUACGCUGGACAACUUGUUACAGCUGUUGAUAAGUCAUUGAUAAUAAUCUACAAAUUUCUUUUUACGUCAUUACUUUAAGAUAUGAGGGAGAAACGUUGCUAUAUUCAAUGAAAUGCAGAAGUUGAUUUAAAACCUUUAUCGUGGUUGCUGUCUUUACGGAUUUGUCCAAAAUCAUGAUAUAAAACAUCACUUUUUUGUCCUUGCAUUUAUGGCAGUGUAAGUUGUCAUAUACAUUUACAUUUUAGUCAUUUAGCAGACGCUCUUAUCCAGAGUGACUUACAGUUUGUGAGUGCAUACAUUAUUAUUUUUAUUUUUCAUACCGUGGGAAUCGAACCCACAACCGUGGCGUUGCAAACGCCAUGCUCUACCAACUGAGCUACAUCCCUGCCGGCCAUUCCCUCCCCUACCCUGGACGACGCUGGGCCAAUUGUGCGCCGCCCCUUGGGACAUAUCUCAUACACUACAUGGCAAAAAGUAUGUGGACACCCCUUCAAAUUAGUGGAUUUGGCUAUUUCAGCCACACCCGUUGCUGACAGGUGUAUAAAAUUGAGCAGACAGCCAUGCAAUCUCCAUAGACAAACAUCAGCAGUAGAAUGGCCUGUACUGAAGAGCUCCGUGACUUUCAACAUGGCACCGUCAUAGGAUGCUACCUUUCCAAUAUGUCAGUUUGUCAAAUUUCUGCCCUGCUAGAGCUUCCCCGGUCAGCUGUAAGUGCUGUUAUUGUAAAGGAACGUCAGCACAAGAAUUGUUCGUCGGGAGAUUCAUGAAUUGGGUUUCCAUGGCCGAGUGCCGGCUGGGGUGGUGUAAAGCUCACCGCCAUUGGGCUCUGUAGCAGUGGAAACGCGUUCUCUGGAGUGAUGAAUCACACUUCACCAUCUGGCAGUCAGAUGGACAAAUCUGGGUUUGGCGGAUGCCAGGAGAACGCUACCUGCCCCAAUGCAUAGUGCCAACUGUAACAUUUGGUGGAGGAGGACUAAUGGUCUGGGGCUGUUUUUCAUGGUUUGGGCUAUGCCCCUUAGUUCCAGUGAAGGGAAAUCUUAUCGCUACAGCAUACAAUGACAUUCUAUAUACAAUUCUGUGAUUCCAACUUUGUGGCAACAGUUUGGGGAAGGCCCUUUCGUGUUUGAGCAUGACAAUGCCCCCGUGCACAAAGCGAGGUCCACGCAAAAAUGGUUUGUCGAGAUCGGUGUGGAAUAACUUGACUGGCCUGCACAGAGCCCUGACCUCAACCCCAUCAAACACCUUUGGGAUGAUAAAAUAAAAUUGUAUUUGUCACAAGCGCCGAAUACAACAGUUGUAGAACUUAGUGUGAAAUGCUUACUUACAUACCCUUAACCAACAAUGCAGUUCAAGGAAUAGAGUUAAGAAAAUAUUUACUAAAUAAACUAAAGUAAAAAGUAACAUAAUAAAAUAAUGAGGCUAUAUACAGGGUGUACUGGUACUGAGUCAAUGUGCGGUGGUAUAGGUUAGUCGAGGUAAUUUGUACAUGUAAGUAGGGGUAACGUGACUAUGCAAAUGGAUAAUAACAGCGAGUAGCAGCAGUAAUUUGGAAUGCCAACUGCGAGCCAGGCCUAAUCACCCAACAUCGGUGCCCGACCUCACUAAUGCUCUUGUGGCUGAAUGGAAGCAAGUCCCCGCGGCAAUGUUCCAACAUCUAGUGGAAAGCCUUCACUGAAGAGUGGAGGCUGUUAUAGCUGCAACUCUAUAUUAAUGACCAUGAUUUUGGAAUGAGAUGUUUGAUGAACAGGUGUCCACAUACUAUUGGCCAUGUAGUGUAUAUUAAGGAUUAAUCAAUAUAUUAGGCUUUAUCUGUACAAUUAUAUAAACUAUACAAUUGUAUAACAUCGAGUUCCUUGAAAAUUACAAUUUAAGUGCUUGAAAAAGGCCCUGAAAGUCCUUGAAUUUGACUUGCCAAUGUCUGUAUGAACCCUGCUUAAAGGAUGUAUAGUCCUAGACCUAUGUUGUUGUUGUUGUUGUAUAGGUGGAGUUUGCACAUAUUUCUCUUAAGUACACAUGUGGAACUGCAUAAAAAUCAUUUAUAUUUUUGUUUCAAACCAUUUUGAAAUGUUUAUCCCAAUGUCACACAUUGGCCCCAUUUUAUUUAUAGAAAUGCCCAUGUGUUGAAGAGUGCCCAAGUGUGUUAGUUAACUUUCAACUUGAACUUUCAAAAGAUAAUAACUAUAGCUUCUAAACAAUGACAUUUAUCAACAAGUAAAAAGUUUGAUGUUUUUUUGCUAAGGCUAAAUGGUGAAGUGGUAGCCAUUUAUUUCAAUAGGAACUGAUCAGAAAUGCCAACUUGGCAGCCCUAUAGACAAUACCAACCAGCCCAGCCAUUUUGUAUAAUAUGUCAGGUGAAAUCUGACGACAUUAAGCUUGAGCUUUGUCAACACUCUUGGGGGGUGAUCACAUGGAGACUACUGCCACCUAUUGGUCGGAGUGUAGAAUGCAAUGCCUUUGACAACAUAUCUUAACAUUCUAAUUAUACAAAUAUAAAUGUUACAUCAUUUAUAUUUAUUAAAUUAGCUGUGGCUCAGUUGGUAGAGCAUGGCACUUGCAACACCAAGGGUAGUGGGUUUGAUUCCCGCUGGGGCCACCCAUACAAAUUGUCUUCUUUUCAAUUUAAAUGUUUUCUUUCCCCCUCAUAGGGUCACUCCAAGGGCCCGUUCCUGGUGAGCGCCCCCCUGUCUACCAUCAUUAACUGGGAAAGAGAGUUUGAGAUGUGGGCCCCGGACAUGUACGUGGUGACCUACGUAGGAGACAAGGACAGCAGAGCCGUCAUCAGAGAGAACGAGUUCUCCUUCGAGAACAACGCCAUCCGUGGAGGCAAGAGAGCUUCUAAGAUGAAGGUGAGAAUUUUUUUAAAAUAGAACUGUCGUUUUCAACAAAGUUAGUGUUCUUUUGAAGUAAGGAAAUACCUGUUUUUUUGUGUCAAUAUGUCAUGAUAACAUCCCUCCUUCAAUGAUAUGCUGGUGUGCGUCACGUUUUGAACCGUUCCCCCCUGUCGUGGCCAUGUAGAAAGACUCAUCGGUCAAGUUCCAUGUGCUGCUGACGUCCUAUGAGUUGAUCACCAUUGACAUGGCCAUCCUAGGAUCCAUAGACUGGGCCUGUCUGGUGGUCGAUGAGGCCCACAGGCUCAAAAACAACCAGUCCAAGGUGAGAGAUUAUAGUUGUGAGGGUUUAAAGGGCUUGCAUUAUGGAGGUAGUUUCUUUGUUAUGUGCAACAUAUUCCCUUAUACUUCCAAAUUGUUAUUUUUCCUGAAUAAGGGCAAUGAGGCAUCCCAAAUUCUAUUUCUCAUUAUUUGGAUAUCCUCAUUGUACAAUGAAACUUCACCUAAACUGGUAUGGCUGAAAGUACCAUUGAGAAAUACAAAAGUGUGCCUUUUUUUAGUUUAGUAACACUCUGUUUUCUCUCUCCUACAGUUCUUCAGGGUGCUGAACAACUAUCCUCUCCAGCACAAGCUGCUACUGACCGGUACACCUCUACAGAACAACCUGGAAGAGUUGUUCCACCUGCUCAACUUCCUCACGCCAGAGAGAUUCAGGUGUGUGUGUGUGUGUGUGCACACACAUUCUGACCACAUUACUCAAACAUUACUUUCCCACUCAAUCUCAACGACCACUUCACAUCACCUGUAUUACACCCCACUCAUCUUAGACCAGUUAUUAUAGAGUUAACCAUUACUUACUUUCCUGCAUCUUCCUCUCUCUGUAGUAACCUGGAGGGUUUCCUGGAAGAGUUUGCUGACAUCGCCAAAGAGGACCAGAUCAAGAAGCUGCAUGACAUGCUGGGACCCCACAUGCUCAGGAGACUGAAGGCUGACGUCUUCAAACACAUGCCCUCCAAGACUGAGCUCAUCGUCAGGGUGGAGCUCAGCCCCAUGCAGAAGUGAGUGAGCGUGGGAAAGUGCAUAGAGGGAGGGAUAUGGUGUGGUGAAGGGGUAAAUUGAAUAGUGGCAACCCAAUUUUAUGUGCUGUCUAACUUGGUUAAAGGGGUGAUGUGAUCAAAUAUAUAUAGUUAGAAUGAUUAGUUAUCUUCCGUAGACUUUACUUAAACACAAUCUUCCCUUGGGUUACUCAACUCAUGAGAACUUUACAAUAAAAUUGGACUGUGGAAGUGGUAUUAAAUGUGGAUUUUCUUAUUGUCUUUUUCUUGAUCUUUUUAGGAAGUACUACAAAUUUAUCCUCACCCGUAACUUUGAGGCCCUGAACACGCGCAGUGGUGGAAACCAAGUAUCCCUGCUCAAUGUGGUGAUGGAUCUCAAGAAGUGCUGCAAUCACCCCUACCUCUUCCCUGUGGCUGCCAUGGUACGACCCACAUACUAAUACAUUUGAAUGGGAAUGGACCAUGCUAUUGGGAUGGCUGGGUGGGUGGGGGGGGGGGGGGGGGGGGGGGCAUUAAUUUUGUAUAUGCAGUCUUAGAUACUAUUUGCAUCUAGCAGUGUCAUGAAUAUGCAUUAUAACUUUUGUAGUCUUUUGCUGUAAGGCUCUAUAUAGCUGAGGCUCUUACUCUUGAUUGGUCCCCCCCAAUACAGGAAGCCCCAAAGAUGCCCAAUGGGAUGUACGACGGUAGCGCCCUCACCAAGUCUGCCGGGAAACUGACGCUAUUGCAGAAGAUGAUGAGAAAGCUGAAAGACGGAGGGCACAGAGUUCUCAUCUUCUCUCAGGUUAGUUAACCAACACAAACACACAUUCAAGAAGGAUUCAAACAUUUCAAAGGUCUUGGAUACAAAAAGCACAAACCUCACAUGGACACUGCUUACUCUUGUAGAUUGUGUUAUAGAUUUGAAGAUUAUUUUGCCUCUCAUGCAUCAACUUUAUUUGUUUACUCACCGCCCAUUCACUCCCUCUGUCGUAGAUGACCAAGAUGCUUGACCUGCUGGAGGACUUCCUGGAGAACGAGGGCUACAAGUACGAGCGUAUCGACGGAAGCAUCACCGGGGGCAUGAGACAGGAAGCCAUCGACAGAUUCAAUGGUGAGGCUCACCCCACACUGACUUCCUCAUUCACUCUACUAGAUCACUAAUGAGUAUACUACAAUUUCAGAGUGACUAUUAUAUAGUUGAGUCUUUAGAUCUAAAUUAGGUGUAUAUAUCCUAUCAUUGUUUGUUAUCUAGAGUGAUUGAUAUAAAUAAUAAUUGAUGUAGAAAUCAAAAAGUGGUUUCGGUGGUGGGUGUGGUCGGCCCAUCGGUGCAGCUGAAUUUGUUCCGGUUCCUGGGCAAGAACAUUUUUAGAGGCCACUAUAUUGGUGCUGUAGAUACAGUUUGGCAUGUUUAAGCCAAUUUACUGCAAUUCUACACAUUUCUUCAUGGAAAUGUUUCAGUUUUAAAGCUAAUUUCCUGCGAUUUAACAUUCUGCCUUGGCGCUAAGAGUUUUGCAGUUUUAAAGCUAAUGUUCUGCAAUGCCAUGGCUAAUGCUGUUUUCUUAUGCUCAAACAUAAUAACAAAAUCAAUAAUCCUGAAUUCAUAGGGCCUAUUGCUACCAUGGAUGGCCACUAGAUUAUCGGCAGCUGAUCUCUCGUUAAAUCGUCAAUAUGUGCUAAAAUCACCUGCACAGCUGAUCAGGGGUCCCACGUAGCUCAGUUGGUAGAGCAUGGUGCUUGCAAUGUCAGGGUUGUGGGUUCGAUUCCCACGAGGGACCAGUAUGAAAAUAUAUGCAGUUAAGAGCAUCUGCUAAAUGACUAAAAUGUCAAUCUCAAUUGCACCCAAUAUUGGUCACCUUUUAAUGCUCCCUAAAGCUGAUGUUGGGGUUAACUUGUAGUCCCCCUUCCAACCAAAGUCUUUCAAGAUACUGUAUGUUCGCCCUCUGGUCGGUAUUAUCAUCAGAAUAACUUAUUCUUACUUAUUGAGCAGACUAAGGGCGAUUUUAAUGUAUUUGACAAUCAUUCUGUACAACUGAAAUAAAGUAUUGCAAUUUACCCGACACGUUGUAUGAAUGGAAAACUAAUGUUGGUGUAGCCUACUCUUUUAUUAGUUUCCCCAAUUUAUGUAAUCCAAUACAACUGUAUUUAAAGGAAAAUUGACUUUUAUGAUCAGAUUGGGUGUAAAAUAGAUUCCUUUUUUUUCAUAUUUGAAAUGUGUAGCCUAACUAAAUCAAGUCAAUCGUAAAUGAGUUUUUAUAUAUAUACAGCUACAGAAAAAAAUAAGAGACCAAUGCAAAAUUAUCAGUUUCUCUGGUUUUACUAUUUAUAGGUAUGUGUUUGGGUAAAAUUUUAAUUUUUUGUUUUAUUCUAUAUAAACUGACAUUUCUCCCAAAUUCCAAUUAAAAAUAUAACAAAAAAGAUGCAGUGUUGUCAGACCUCGAAUAAUGCAAAGAAAAUAAGUUCAUGUUCAUUUUUAAACAACAUAAUACUAAUGUUUUAACUUAGGAAGAGUUCAGAAAUCAAUAUUUGGUGGAAUAACCUGCUUUUCAAUCACAGCUUUCAUGCGUCUUGGCAUGCUCUCCACCAGUCUUUCACAUUGAUGUUGGGUGACUUUAUGCCACUCCUGGCGCAAAAAUUCAAGCAGCUCUGCUUUGUUUGAUGGCUUGUGACCAUCCAUCUUCCUCUUGAUCACAUUCCAGAAGUUUUCAAUGGGGUUCAGGUCUGGAGAUUGGGCUGGCCAUGACAGGGUCUUGAUCUGGUGGUCCUCCAUCCACACCUUGAUUGACCUGGCUGUGUGGCAUGGUGCAUUGUCCUGCUGGAAAAACCAAUCCUCAGAGUUGGGGAACAAUGUCAGAGCAAAAGGAAGCACAUUUUCUUCCAGGACAUCCUUGUACGUGGCUUGAUUCAUGCGUCCUUCACAAAGACAAAUCUGCCUGAUUCCAGCCUUGCUGAAGAACGCCCAGAUCAUCACCGAUCCUCCACCAAAUUUCACAGUGGGUGCGAGACACUGUGGCUUUUAGGCCUCUCCAGGUCUCCGUCUAACCAUUAGACGACCAGGUGUUGGGCAAAGCUGAAAAUUGGACUCAUCAGAGAAGAUGACCUUACUCCAGUCCUCUACGGUCCAAUCCUUAUGGUCUUUUGCAAACCUCAGCCUGGCUCUUCUUUGCUUCUCAUUGAUGAAGGGCUUUUUUCUAGCUUUGCACGACUUCAGCCCUGCACCUAGGAGCCUGUUUCGAACCAUCCUCGCCGUGCACUUCACCCCAGCUGCUGUUUGCCAUUAUUUUUGUAGGUCACUUGAUGUCAUCCUACGGUUGUUGAGUGACAUUCAAAUGAGUUGGCGGUCAUCCCGGUCAGUAGAGAGUCGUUUUUUCGCCCUCUGCCGGUCUGUAGCUUUGUUGUCCCCAAUAUCUGCUGCUUGAUCUUGUUCUUAUGAACCGCCGUCUUUGACAUUUUAAGGAUGGAAGCAACCUGACGCUCACUGUAUCCCUCUGCCAGAAUUGAACCCUUCUUUUGCUCACUCAAAACUUUCCUUUUCAACUCUUUUGGCAUGGUCAAUAGUUAUUUUUUUGAUUAAUAUUACUUUAGAGGUACUAUUAGCACUGUUUUUGCCAUCCAGCUGGUCCUAUUGCAAGAGGAUGGUGAUGCCCACAGUAGUGUUUUUUAUACUUUUCCUCGUUAAAUAAGAUUUAGUUCAGGUGAUCACCUAAUCAGUACCUAAUUCAGUAGAAUGAGGUGCGCCUGUGUUGGAAUUCAACAGACACUGGAAUGGAAUGGCUGUCAUACAUGUAGAGAUGCUGAUUGAAGAAAAAUUUGCAGUGGUCUCUUAAUUUUUUCCAUAUGCCUAAUCUGUAUUCUUUUUUAAAAUCAAAUGAAAUGCCAUUUUAAGCUGAAACAUUUGAAUGAAAUAGGCUGUAGGACUACUAGGCUACUCCUAUUCUUAUAGUAAGCUAUUUUACAUUCAUCAGCCUUAGGGUUUCCGAUGCUCCUGAUAUGUCUUUAUUUCAUUGGGGUGGUAAUAGAGAAUUUAGACGACGAAAGUUGCAGCUGUCUGAUAUCAACGUACGGUCAUCUAAAUCACUGGUUUGUUCUUGCAAUCAAGCUGGUUUUAGCACGCCGGUGCAUGUAAUCUCAAGUUAAUAUGGUUUUCAGAAAACCAGCGAUAACACGGUGCGCCAUCGGAAGUUCUGCGUCUUCGUUGCAGUUUUUGGAAUUUUUAAUUCUCCCUGACUGUCUAGCUUUUAUUGUGGUUCUCAAAGAUUAUAUUGUAAAAAAAUAUAUAGGUCCAUUAUCUUUUCUAGAUAGUUUACCCGGUUUUAGUUGUUUAAAUAGGGAAUUCUCAGUAGGGGGAUAUGGCACCACUGGCCACCCCACCACCGUUAUUGUUGGCGAGCUGAGGAGCGUCAUACACACUUAUUUUUGCAGUACAUAUUGUGCUCGUCUAUUGCGAGUGCAAUGAUGUCCGAGGAGAAAAACCAUGUUCGUUGUUUGUAGUAACUGCUUUCUUGUUGUAAUAUCGAACACUUAUUACUGUUUCACCAUUUCAGGAUUCCAGCUCAAAGUUUACACUGAAUGCGUUUUUCCAUCCCGAAAAUACAAUUAUAAUUACUUUUUUACACUGUUUGGAUUUAGGCGGCCUGAAAAAACACUUAAGCAGCCCACCCAAGCAUUUUCUAUGCAGAAAAAUCGCUGGAAAGUGAACGAUAUAAAGAUAAAGCAAGUGGUUGAUGUAAAUAUAGCUAGUUAUUGAUGUAGAAAGUGAUUGAUAUAUAGGUAUAGUGAUAGGUCUGAGUGGUUGAUCUGUUUGUUCCCAAGCUCCGGGAGCGCUGCAGUUUGCCUUCCUGCUGUCAACGAGAGCUGGAGGUCUGGGUAUCAACCUGGCCACCGCCGACACUGUCAUCAUCUACGACUCCGACUGGAACCCUCACAACGACAUCCAGGUAACACACUUGGAACCGUCACACACAGGCCCAAGCCCAAUGAUCUUCAAGAAUUUGAUUAGUAUAAGUAAUAUGGUGAACCUAGCCUAUCAGAGGGCAAGGUGGAGCUAUUACCAUAUUGCUUACACCUGUCCAAUCCAAUCCGAUCUCAACAAGUGCUUAGGGAUCGAUUUUAGGAUUGGGCCAUUCACCAUCUCCUUGUUCUCCAUUAUAUAAACGUUUAUUAAGGUGGUUGCAAGGAUGAAAGGUUCAUACAGUUUGUCUCUGUCACUUCCUCGACUCAGGCGUUCAGCAGAGCUCACCGUAUCGGACAGAACAAGAAGGUGAUGAUCUACCGCUUCGUCACAAAGGCCUCUGUGGAGGAGAGGAUCACUCAGGUAAAGAGGCUGUCACCUCUCCUGCACCAUCACAAUGACCUCUUCACAACGCAACACAACAAUCUGUAUCAUAGAAAUGCUACCUUGUUGAUGGAUCCAAUGAAUGUUGUGUGUGAAACCGAGCCUUGUCUGUCAGCGCUACUCAUUUAAUUUCCUUGGCCUAUAUGGGCAGAAAGAAAGUCAAUGCAGACAUUGAAACGGCCAUGUUUCCUACCUCUCCAGGUUGCCAAAAAGAAGAUGAUGUUGACCCACUUGGUGGUACGUCCUGGUCUGGGCUCCAAGACGGGCUCCAUGUCCAAACAGGAGCUGGACGACAUCCUCAAGUUCGGCACGGAGGAGCUGUUCAAGGAUGAGCUUGGAAAGGGGGACAAAGAAGGUAAAGAAAAUUCCUGCUGUUGUAAACAUGGAUGGCUGGGGGGAUGGCUGGAUAGGUGGAAUAGUGGAGUGGAUGGUUGUUCGUCUGUCAAAUCACCUUUCAGUUGGCUUGAAAGUGAGCAAUGAAAUGUCCUCUUUUUAUUUUUACCUGCCCACAGCAGGUUACUGGAAGCGUGUUGCAGGUGAACAGAAAACGAGCAAAGGCCAGCAGAUACGAACAGUCAAAUAAGCUGAUAGUUUGUUGUUUAUUACUUAUUAGGUGAAAUUAUCAACAUUUCUAACAUUUCCCCCCCAUAACUUAAUCGAGCAUCUGACCAGAUUACAUAAGGUUUUCAUUCUGGGUAAACCGAGAUUAAUAACAUCAUAAUGAUGUGAAGAUGUUUAGAGCAGAUGUUGUUCAAGAUAAGGUUAUGAAAAUGUUUAACACGUUCUGAUAAUGUUUAGACCAUGUUCUGAUAAUGUUUAGAUGGAACAUGUCCAUAAUGUCAUGAUAAUGUUCCCCAGGUGAGAACAAGGAGGAGGACAGCCAGGUGAUCCACUACGAUGACAUGGCAGUGGACAGACUGCUGGACCGGAACCAGGAGUCCGAAACCCCGGAGGAACCGGAGAUCGGAAGCAUGAAUGAGUACCUCGGCUCCUUCAAGGUGGCCCAGUAUGUGGUCAAGGACGAGGAGGAGGCGGUAAGGGUAUUUCUUGGUCAUACGCCAUUUUAGCAGACACUUUGAUCCAAAGUGACGUUUUACAUUUUUAGAAGGUCGACUCCUAAGUGGCCCAGAAGUUGUGAGUGUGUGUGUAACCGAUGUCUCAUUUGACACCGGCACACUUGAUCAAUGAAUCACCUUCGCACCUCUCUCCCUCCCUCUCACUUGGCCCCCCUCAGGAGGAGGAAGUACAGAGAGAGAUCAUCAAGCAGGAGGAGAGUGUAGAUCCAGACUACUGGGAGAAGCUGCUCAGGCACCACUAUGAGCAGCAGCAGGAGGACCUGGCCCGUAACCUGGGCAAGGGCAAGCGCAUCCGCAAGCAGGUCAACUACAACGACGGUUCCCAGGAGGACCGAGGUAGUAGACGGGGUAACAACAACAAACGCCAUUACUUACUUACAUGUGUGUGUGUCUGUGUGUGAGAGAAGCAUGGCGGUAUGCAAUGUGUAGGAGCAUGGAGGUUUGGGUGUGAGUGUCACCGAUGAAGUCUUAGUAACUGAGUGGUGUCAGGUGCUCGUGCUGGUUUGAUUAUUCCUUACCUACUGCAUGAGGCAUGCCUCUUCAUCUGUCACAGUUGUGGUGGGAAUUGGAAUUUUCAUCUAAUUUGCAUUACCUCUUCAGAAAGGCUCUGUGUCAAUUCUCAGAAAGCCUGGUAAAUUUUACAUUUAAGUCAUUUAGCAGACACUCUUAUCCAGAGCGACUUACAGGAACAAUUAGGGUUAAGUGCCUUACUUAAGGGCACAUCGACAGAUUUUUCACCUAGUCGGCUCGGGGAUUAGAACCAGCAACCUUUCGGUUACUGGCACAACGCUCUUACCCACUAAGCCCGGCGUAAAUCUUCAGAUACGUUAGUGAUCUUCUAUUCCCAACAAUAAUAAUCCAACCUAUUCAGAAUUACAUUAUGAUGAGUGGAUAUCUGUUCAAGUCCUUGUUAGUUUUAUGUUGGAAAGACUGCUUUCCUUGUUAACUUUUGACACCUGAAUACAAUGCAUUGCAAUGGCGUGAACAACACUACCCACAAUGCAUUGCAAGGCCACCAUUAUCUCAGGCUCCUCACCAAGAGGAAGAAAAUGCCAGCACCCGCCCCCACAAAAUGUGGCCCUCUUUUAUUCUAGUACCCCAAGAGAUGGAAGAAUGAGUUGGUUUGUGUGACUAAAUUCUGGUUGUGUGUUUGCUUGGUUUGUGUUUUUUGUACCCCUUCCCUCUUUUGAGUUGGGAAACAGUGCAUCUCUUCUCGCCUACUAACUGUACACAUACUAGCUUAAACAAUGUCCCACGUGGUUUGAGUCAGCUAUUCACACUCGGGCACUGCUUGUGUAUGUGUGGGCAAGUUGAGACACAUCACCCCCAUAUCUGUGACGGUGGUUUCCUUCUAGCGCUCUGUACUGGUUCUGGUUGUCAACCUUUCACUCGAAGUCAACUUCCUUGUAGAAUCUUCUCCCCCUUUUUGAAUGUUCAUCUUUUAAUAUUUGUUUUAAUAAGUUGAAGGAAGUUUCUGGACUGUGUACUGAAACUGCUCCCCGUGUCUCUUCUGUCUCCAAGCAGAUUGGCAGGAUGACCAAUCAGACAACAACUCGGACUACUCUGUGGCCUCCGAGGAGGGUGACGAGGACUUUGAUGAGCGGGCAGAAGGUAAGCGAAAGUGUUUGUGGACAGAUGGUGUCUCUGUCGGUGGUGUGUUUGUGAAGCUUAAGAGAAUAACUUUUCAUGUUUUCCUUUUUUUCUGGCGGUGCAGCCAACUCUCGCAGACCCAACAGGAAAGGUAUGCGAGGCGACAGGGACAAGCCACUGCCCCCCCUGCUGGCCAGAGUGGGAGGCAACAUCGAGGUCAGCUGUCAAUCAAUGUCCAUCGAUCACUGCACUCUGAACCAAUGCUCUGCAUGAUUCUGAAUGUGUUUGCAAUUUAGCUUAUCUACUGAUGGGCCUACCCACCACUUGUCUCUCUGCAUUCAAUUGGCAUAUAUAGAGGUUGGGGGUCAAUCUGUAGACUACCUGUUAACUCAACACUAACCCUGCCUCUCUGGUGUUCAGGUGUUGGGCUUCAACGUUCGCCAGAGGAAGGCCUUCCUGAAUGCAGUGAUGCGUUAUGGGAUGCCGCCCCAGGACGCCUUCACCACCCAGUGGCUGGUCAGAGACCUGCGCGGGAAAUCUGAGAAAGAGUUCAAGUGAGUAACUAACAUGUUAUAGUGUAAAUCAAAAUAGUAAUGCCCUGAUAUUGGUUGAAUUUCUCUUCUCUUUUUUUUUCAUCGGAUCCACUGCUCUUUUCUCCUCUUUCUUUCUUUGUCUCUCUCAGGGCGUACGUCUCGCUCUUCAUGAGACACCUGUGUGAGCCCGGCGCCGAUGGGGCCGAGACCUUCGCCGACGGCGUCCCCCGUGAAGGGUUGUCGCGGCAACACGUACUCACCCGCAUCGGUGUGAUGUCACUGAUCCGCAAGAAGGUAAAGCCCAGUUCCUGUUUGGGGUAGUUGGAGGAAUUCAAUUCAACUGUCAUACUUUUAAGUGAAAGUGUAACGGUGUUACUGGUCUUAUGAUGACGUAUGACCCUGUGUGUCAUUAUCUGUCCUGACUGCGUUCUGACCAUGUUUUCGACCAGGUCCAGGAGUUUGAGCACGUCAACGGCCAGUGGUCCAUGCCCUGGAUGAUGGAGCUGGAGGAGAGUAAAAAAGCUGCAGCCGCUGCAGCUGGAGCCCACCCCGACUCCCCAGGGAAGACGCCCUCUAUAGGCACGCCUGCAGACACACAGCCCAACACGCCCGCCACAGGUACAGACCGCUACAUACUCUUUCACGCCCCUCUCCCUGAUCCCUGCUCUUUCUGCAUUUCCUAUGGCUAAUCCGCCUUUCCCUGCUGUAUUGGCCUGUAACCCCAAUCUCUGCAAGUACGUACCGUGUCUCGCAGAGUGUAGACCCUCUGCUGCGGUAAUGCUUUUAACCCCUGUUCCCCUCUGUGUGCUCGCCCUCCCCAGCCCCCAAAACUCCCUCCACUGGCACACCCGCAGACACGCAACCCAACACGCCCGCCCCAGGUAAACCAACUCUGUCCCCCCCGUCUACCUCCACACCCUCUCACUGUUCCAGGACUCUUGACAUGCAGGGUCAAACACUGACUCAAGCACUGCUGCUGCUAUGUUGGUUUUAGUGAAACCACAAUAGAAUAAGAGUGUUUAGUGUGUAAAAUGUGGAACUGUCAAUGAAUGCUUAGCGAUGUGGAAAUUGGAUAAAAUAUGAUGUUCUGUUGGUUUAGCAGACGAUCCGUCGAAGACUGAAGACGCUGUGAAGGACGGCGAGAAAGAGGAGAAGAAAGACGGAGAGGUGGAGAAGGAGGAGUCCGGAAAGACGGAAGACCCAGAGGUAAAGAAUGAUACACUUGGUCAAUAGACUAGAAUAGGGCAAUGGCUAACCAAAGCCAACCAAUGUAUCAUACUUGUACAUGGGGUAUUGAUACCACGGUAUAUCAUUGUUGUGAAGUUUGAGAUUGAACUCCUUAUCCAGAAUGCUUAGGGUUAGUUUAGUAAGUUUUUUAAAACGUCUGUGUGUUCUGUGCUUCUGGUUGUAAUAAAUGUUCCUCUCUUACAGAUAAUUCCGAUCCCUGAUAAAGAUGAGAAGACUCCUUCCCCUGAACAGAAAGGGAAGGAAACAGAGGAAGAAGAGCCCAUGGAAACAGAAGAGCCUACCAAUGGAGAGGCGGGAAAGGAGAAGGAUGACGAGACUGCAGAGAGGAGUGCUGAGGGAGGAGAGGAGAGGGGAGGAGAGGAGACCAAGUCUCCAGCAGCAGAGGCCAAGAUGGACGUGUCGGAGGUCAAAUCUGAAGACUCCGAGGCCAAAGGUGAUGUCCUAAUAAAAUAUGCUUCAGUACAAUUUUUCCAUAGUACCUUUUCUAUUAUACACUCGUUUGCUAAUGUCUCCCCCUCUUUCUCUCCAUCCUCCUGGAUUUGCAGCAAAAGAGAAGACUGAAAAGAUGGACACCACUCCUGCCUCAGAGGAAAAGAAAGGUAGCUCCUCUCUCCAUUUCCUCUCUCGCUCAUUUUACCCUACUGUCGGUCCUGUGCCUUGCGUUGGUUGACGUUUCUGCUUCACCCCAUUUUCUAUCUGAUUCUGUCUGCAGAACAAAAGGAGGUGAAGGAGGGCGUGAAGGCGGAGGAGCUGGCCAAGCUGCAGAACGGGGACAGUGUGAAGGAUGGCGUGAAGGCGGAGGAGCCGGCCAAGCUGCAGAACGGGGACAGUGUGAAGGAGGGCGCGGCGGCCGGAGUCAGUGAGGAGAAGAAGAAAGCCAAGACAAGGUUCAUGUUCAACAUCGCCGAUGGAGGAUUCACAGGUAAGAGGACUGGAGUGUCACGAGGGAAAGAAUACGCACACAUGCACAGAUCUCAACUCUGUCUCAAUUGAGUUUCGGUUGGUUUCAUACACAUGUUAAGCACUACUCUUGGACUAAACUGCAUUUACAAUGGUAUCAAGUUCAAGUCUCAAUUGUUACUUCAGGGAAUCACUGUUCUCCCCCCUACAGAGCUGCACUCCUUAUGGCAGAACGAGGAGAGAGCCGCCACCGUCACCAAGAAGACCAAUGAGAUCUGGCACCGUCGCCACGACUACUGGCUGCUGGCUGGCAUCAUACAGUAUCCUUUUAUACCAGUGUUGACAAACUAUGCUGCCCACUGUGGGUCUUUGCAAACAAACAUUAGUGCAGCACUCUCCAAAUGACAGAACUCAGUGAUUUACUGUCAAAUCUUUCUCUUCAAAAUGUAACCGGUGCAACACUCAUUGGAAAAUUAGACCCAUGGGGCGGCGCACAAUUGGCCCAGCGUCGUCCAGGGUAGGGGAGGGAAUGGCCGGCAGGGGAUGUAGCUCAGUUGGUAGAGCAUGGCGUUUGCAACGCCACGGUUGUGGGUUCGAUAAAAUAAUGUAUGUGCUAACUGUAAGUCGCUCUGGAUAAGAGCGUCUGCUAAAUGACUUAAAUGUAAAUGUAAAAUUGGCUCCACGGUGGACUGCCUGUAGCAGCAAAAAGUACCAUCUCAACAUAUCUAUUAACUAUGACCAGCUUCAAGUAUUGGUCAAUGGUCACAUACAUUAGGCCAAUAUUGGUCAUACCGCAAACAGUGGGGCCAGUCUGUUUUGUUUUUCCCUUGACUCUGGCGACCCCUAGACACGGCUACGCGCGCUGGCAGGACAUCCAGAACGACGUGAAGUACGCCAUCCUCAACGAGCCCUUCAAGGCUGAGAUGAACCGAGGCAACUUCCUGGAGAUAAAAAACAAGUUUCUGGCCAGGAGGUUCAAGGUAUAAAGGCCUUUAUUAACGAUUAUCAUUUAUGAGCCAACCCUUCUUAUGUUUGUCAGCAGUUCUCAUUUUCACUCUUAUCGCAUACAGGUUUGUUGUGCUCCAUGUACACGCCAUGCAUUUGAAUUGAUGUAUUCUUAUCCACCCCUCUGCUUCCCCAUCUCCUCUCGUCCUUCCUCCCCCUAGCUGCUGGAGCAGGCUCUGGUGAUCGAAGAGCAGCUUCGCCGGGCGGCCUACCUCAACAUGUCGGAGGACCCUUCCCACCCCUCCAUGGCCCUCAACACGCGCUUCAGCGAGGUGGAAUGUCUGGCCGAGUCCCACCAACACCUCAGCAAGGAAUCCAUGUCGGGGAACAAGCCCGCCAACGCCGUCCUGCACAAAGGUAGCUAGCCAGCCAGCACUCGCCUAGUACGCAUGGGUCGAGUUAAUUUAGGGCACACUGUAGAAUAAUGUUGGCAACGGAAAAUUAAAAUGGUUCCUAUGGUACCUCCCCAUUUCACUUUGUGUCUGACUGUUUUGUGCCUACUGAACAUGACCCUGUGCAAAGGAAUAGGAAGAAUAGUCUCUUUGCUGACAUAAAACAGACCAUAAUACAUUUCUCAACCUAACCUAAAGUACCUUAAGGCUUAGUUGACGAUUUGUAAAGUUAAUAAUAAUGAAUAUGCUGCGUCAUUCAAAUCAUAUUACUAGCUAGCUAGUUAACCAAAUAUAAACUUGCCAUAAUCAGUCCUGCAAUUCCGUGGGCCACCACCAGAUAUUACAGUUAAUCUAUAAACAUUCUACAUUCUAUAAACCUCUACAUUCCUGUUCGGCACAGCAGAAGAUGAUGCGCCCAAGCUUGGAAUCAUGGCCCUUUUUAUAUAUUUAUUUUUGUGUGUGUAAGUUGGCAAGCACUUCCAGGUUCUCAUUCUCUCUCUCGCUUUCCCUCUCAGUGCUGAAACAGCUGGAGGAGCUGCUCAGUGACAUGAAGGCAGACGUGACCCGUCUCCCGGCAACCAUCGCCCGGAUACCCCCAGUCGCAGUGAGACUCCAGAUGUCCGAGAGGAACAUCCUGAGCCGCCUGGCCAGCAGAGGCCCCGAACCACAGCCUCAACAACCGCAGGUAAGCACCCACCCCAAAGAGGAGUGUGUGUGUUAA
Messenger RNA from Coregonus sp. 'balchen', 27563 nucleotides. NCBI's taxonomy places the organism in Eukaryota, Metazoa, Chordata, Actinopteri, Salmoniformes, Salmonidae. The record is from the annotation of a GenBank genome assembly.